AUGUGCAUCUUGAAGCGUCAGGCUUUGGUAGCUCUGACAGCUUGCCUUGGCCUCGCGUCGGCGCUGCUUGAAGAGCCUUUCGUCAACUUCACACCAUCUGAGUCCUCCGUCGAACUGCAAAGCGCAUCGCUAGUCUACGAUUCCAGCGACGCCGUUGGUCUCAGCAUCGCGAUUAACAGCCUGGCCGGCGACUUUGAGCAAAUCACGGGAACGAAGCCGCCCGUCCACUCAUGGACCCAUUCGGGGCAGAGCAACUCGACCCAGCUGGGCCGCAGGGUGACAAACUCGACCAUCGCCGCCGAUGUCGUCGUCAUCGCCGCGACUGUGGACUCGCCGCUGCUUCGACAACUGGAGGAUGAUGGCAAGGUCGACAUCGAGGAUAUUCGCGGUAAAUGGGAAACUUUCCGUACGUUCGUCGUGCAGAAUCCCCUCCCUGGCGUCUCUCGGGGCCUCGUCAUCGCCGGCAGCGAUAAGCGCGGCGCCAUGUUCGGAGUCUACACGCUUGCUGAGCAGAGUGGACAGUCACCUCUACACUGGUGGGCCGACGUCCCUGCGACCAAGCACGACAAGAUCUACGCUCUGAACAAGGUCACAACCCACGGCGAGCCCAGCGUCAAGUACCGCGGUCUCUUCAUCAACGACGAAGCCCCCGCGCUCGUCGGCUGGUGGGGCAGGAAGAACAACAUCACCGACUUCACCCUCGACUCCGAGUUCUAUGAGCACGUCUUCGACCUGCUCGUCCGGCUCAAGGCCAACUUCAUCUGGCCUGCCAUGUGGGCAAGCUUCAUCCCAAAACCCGGCCGGAUCUUCUUCACCGACGACCCUCGCAACCAGCAGCUCGCCGAUGACUACGGCAUCGUCGUGUCCACCAGCCACCACGAGCCCAUGCAGCGGGCCAGCAAUGAGUGGAAGCAGGAGCCGAGGGGCGACUGGGACUGGGUCAAGAACAAGGACAACGUCACCGCCUUCAUGGAGGAGGGCGUUCGGCGAGCCGGCAAAAACGAGACGUACUUCACCUUGGGCAUGCGCGGGACGAAUGACGGGCCCAUCCAGGCGGACGACCCAAUUGCGGUGCUCGAAGAUGUCUUUGCCACGGAGCGAGAGAUCCUGGCCAAGUACUACGGCAACCUGACAGCCGCAAACCAGGUUUGGACUAUUUACAAAGAGGUCGCGACGUACUACGCCGCUGGCCUGAACCCGCCUGACGACGUCACUUUGAUGUUCACGGAUGAUAACUGGGGCAACGUUCAACGUCUUCCGACGGAGAAGGAGACGGAGAGAUCAGGAGGGAUUGGGCUCUACUUUCAUUUCCAGUAUGUUGGACGACCCAAGAGCUGGAAGUCUCAGAACACCAACAAUCUUCCCAAGGUCUACAAGGAGCUCUCUCAAGCGCACGAACGAGGCGCCGAUCAGAUAUGGGUCAUGAACGUCGGUGACAUCAAACCCUACGAGCUCCCGCUCUCAUUUGCCAUGGACCUGGCAUGGAACGCAAGCAACUUCGACUACGACCGCAUCCCGACUUACCUCACCGCUUUCGCAUCCCGGGACUUCGGCCCUGAGCACGCCGAAGACAUCUCGGCCGCUCUCUUCACGUACAGCCACCUCGUUGGCCUCCGCAAGUUCGAGAUUGUCCAGCCGACGACCUACUCGGUGCUCAACUACCGCGAAGCCGAACGGGUUCUCGAGGCCUGGAAGCAACUGGCAGACAAGGCGAGCGCCCUCCAAGCCGCUGUCCCGGAAGACCGUCGCGACGCGCUUUUCCAUCUGCUCACGUACCCCGCCCUCAUCGGGUAUCACUACCAUUUCAUCGUCAUCAAUUCGGCGAGAAACAAGCAAUACACCUAUGAGAGGCGCAACUCGGCCAAUGCUCUCGCCCAACAGGUUCUGGACCACUUUGACGAGGACUUUGACUUGACGGAAGAGUUCAAUGGCAUGCUCGACGGCAAGUGGGAGGGUCUGCUGUCCACGCCCAAGUAUGACAUGGACGUUAGCGAUUGGCGACCGUCCUCGAGCGAUGCGGUGGCAAACCUCUCGUAUGUCCAGCUGCGGCAGGCUUUUGACUACGGGUUUGGCGACCUGGGAAUCUACGUCGAGCACAGCCUCAGCGCCUGGCGCCAGGGACGCAUCUGCGCGUCCAUCAACCCCUCCCUGCCCACACUCGAAGGCUUCUCCCCGCGCAUGCUGACCAUGGAACCCCACGGCCCGGCGUCCCGCCUGAUCGAGCUCUUCCACCGCGGUGACCACCGCAAGCCGGUCACCUGGUCCAUCAAGGUCCCGCACCCCUGGGUCCGCGUAUCGCAGACUUCGGGCGCGGUGUCCAAGGACGAACCCGAGCAGCACGUCGAGGUCUCGAUCGACUGGGCCUCGGUGCCCGAGGGUUUCGACGAGACGGUCCAGAUCCGCGUCGACUGGGAGCCCGCGCCGUACUUCGAUCUGGUCCACCUCCCCGUCCGGAACCGCCGCGCGCCCGAUGGCUUCGUCGGGUUCCCCGAGACCAACGGGCUCAUCUCCAUCGAGGCGCCGCACUUCCAGCGCGCCUCAGACGGAUCCGACAAUGACAAUGGCGUAGCCUUUUCGCACAUUCCCUACCUCGGCUCCCGGUCCGAGUCGGGCUCCAUCGCGCUGAAACCCUUCACCGCCGCCAGGAAGGCGGUCGACGCGGCCCGCGCCGCAUGGGUCGAGUACGACGUCUACAUCUUCAGCAACGCGACAAGGGGCGUCAACGCGACGGUCUACGUCAACGGCGCGCUCGACACGGACCCGGACCUGCCGAUGGAGUUUUCCCUCUCCCUGGUGGACGACGGCGCGGCGAACUUCACUCGUCUACUGGGAGAUCCGGCAAAGGCGGGCGACACGCCGCCCGAGUGGACGGCGGGCGUAGCGGACCACGUCUGGAAGAAGCUGGUGCCGCUGCCGCCGCUGGGCCCCGGGAAGCAUACGCUCCGCUGGCGGGCGAACUCGCCCGAGGUGUACCUCGAGAAGAUCGUGCUGGCGGUGAGCGGGGCCGUGCCGGAGAGUUACCUGGGCCCGCCGGAGACGAGGACGGGCGGACAGUGA
Molecule: messenger RNA, 3057 nt
Organism: Colletotrichum higginsianum IMI 349063
Lineage: Eukaryota; Fungi; Ascomycota; Sordariomycetes; Glomerellales; Glomerellaceae
Product: Immunoglobulin I-set domain-containing protein
Exons: 5
Coding region: 1-3057 (1018 amino acids)
Source: RefSeq, a predicted model, not a curated record